AUGGAAGACAGUGAGAUUGUUAGAACCGAUAAUAAUGGAGAAAGGAAGAUGUACAAUGAAAAGAGCACAAGAGACCAGAGACCAGUGGGAAGUGGCAAAAGGAGAAUCUGCAAAACACUUGGAUAUCUAACAGGAGAAAUGAAAGAGUGUGGAGACUGGCUGAAAGAUAAACCUCUAGUUGUUCAGUUUAUUGACUGGGUCCUGCGGGGAAUAUCCCAGGUGAUGUUUGUCAACAACCCACUCAGUGGGCUACUUAUUCUAGCCGGACUGUUGAUCCAGAAUCCUUGGUGGACGCUCACAGGCUGUUCAGGAACAGUUGUCUCGACGUUAACGGCAUUUAUUCUGAGCCAGGACAGAUCGGCCAUAGCAGCGGGACUGUUCGGCUACAAUGGAGUCCUGGUGGGACUGCUCAUGGCGGUGUUCUCUGACAAAGGAGACUAUUAUUGGUGGCUUCUACUGCCAGUUGUUGUUACAUCCAUGGCUUGCCCAGUUCUUUCCAGUGCUUUAGGUUCAGUCUUCAGGAAAUGGGACCUUCCUGUUUUCACCCUGCCUUUCAACAUUGCCGUGUCUCUUUACUUGUCUGCCACUGGACACUACAACCUCUUCUUCCCCACCACUCUCAUUCAGCCUGUAACAUCAGUGCCCAAUAUCACCUGGUCUGAAAUCGAAGUGCCACUGCUGCUACAAUCCAUUCCAGUCGGCAUUGGUCAGGUGUAUGGCUGUGAUAAUCCCUGGACUGGUGGCAUCUUCCUGGUUGCUUUACUCAUCUCCUCUCCACUUAUUUGCUUGCAUGCUGCAAUCGGAUCAGCAGUGGGGAUGCUGGCAGCGCUGAGCAUUGCAAUGCCAUUUGACAGGCUCUACUUCGGCUUGGCGAGUUACAACUGUGUGCUUGCUUGCAUUGCAAUCGGAGGCAUGUUCUAUGCUCUUACCUGGCAGACACACUUACUGGCACUUGCCUGUGCAUUAUUUUGUGCCUAUGCUGGAGCAGCUCUUGCCAAUAUCUUGUCUGUGAUUGGAUUACCAGCCUGCACCUGGCCUUUCUGCUUCUCUGCGCUUCUCUUUUUGCUCCUAACUACAAAUAAUUCCGCAAUCUACAAGCUGCCACUCUGCAAAGUCACUUAUCCAGAAGCCAACCGAGUCUACUACCUGAGAAUGAAAAGAAGAGAGCAGAAACCCACUGGUGAUUAG
Molecule: messenger RNA, 1188 nt
Organism: Emys orbicularis (European pond turtle)
Lineage: Eukaryota; Metazoa; Chordata; Testudines; Emydidae
Product: urea transporter 2-like
Exons: 8
Coding region: 1-1188 (395 amino acids)
Biological process (GO): urea transmembrane transport
Cellular component (GO): membrane
Molecular function (GO): urea transmembrane transporter activity
Source: RefSeq, a predicted model, not a curated record